Messenger RNA from Cooperia oncophora, 681 nucleotides. The record is from the annotation of a GenBank genome assembly. NCBI's taxonomy places the organism in Eukaryota, Metazoa, Nematoda, Chromadorea, Rhabditida, Trichostrongylidae.
AUGAUGCGAGACCACGGUCAAAAGAAAAGUUCCGUUUGUUCAUCUCCUAAAAAAGUGAGAAGCCCCACAAAGAGCGUGAAUUUGGUUGCUCCAUCGCGUAGAAAACCGAGAAAAAAGAAAAAGGUCAAGAACAACUCGAAUUGUGGAACAGCAAGCCCUCUCACACCAGCUGUAGUACAAGCUUCUGUCAAAUCUCGAAGGUGCGUGACAAACGAAUUCGCUAAGCAUGAAGAGCUUCCUUGGAUAGCUCACAAAGAAAACGCAUCAAAAAAGAUCCCUCAAUCAGCGUCUGAACUUGCAGCUUCUGAGCUUGCUCUGAUGGAAUUUGCAGAGAUCUGGAAAGGCUUGGUUGCAAAAGCCAUGGAAAAGAUAAAGCAAGGAAAUCUCUCCCAGAAAGCUAGAACGGAUAUCGGACAAUUGCGGGAUUGCGCUCUACGAUUAUGCGAGACCGGCGAUGUACCUCAUCUGGAGAAGCUCGUGACAAUGUCGACCACACUUCUUUAUUUCUACACGUUCGAUCCUUCUCUCGAAAAUCUGAUUAUGCGAGACCGGCGAUGUACCUCAUCUGGAGAAGCUCGUGACAAUGUCGACCACACUUCUUUAUUUCUACACGUUCGAUCCUUCUCUCGAAAAUCUGGUGCAAUGGUUUGUCCAGCAGAACUUAUACACUGGGUUAUGUAG